Cylicocyclus nassatus is the source of this 332-nucleotide messenger RNA. NCBI's taxonomy places the organism in Eukaryota, Metazoa, Nematoda, Chromadorea, Rhabditida, Strongylidae. The record is from the annotation of a GenBank genome assembly.
GCCUAUUAUACAGACCAUGGUCUACAAACGUUUGGUAGAAAUUGGCCGUGUUGUGUUCAUCGCCAAGGGCAAAGAUGCUGGCAAAAUUGCCACUGUUGUUGAUGUUGUUGAUGGAAACAGAGUACUCAUUGAUGGCCCCAGCACGGGAGUUGUUCGAUGUGUCCGUGUCGGGCAAAGGACGAAAGGAGACCGCCUGGGCCAAGAAGAUUGCGCAAAAGGCCAUACGAGCCAAGUUGACUGACUAUGACCGAUUCAAGCUAAUGAAGGCUAAAAAGAUGCGCAACCGACUUGUCAGGAUUGAGUUCGCAAAAUUGAAGAAGGCUGCCAAGUAA